UCCAAGUGAUGUCCGAUAUAGAAAACGAUCGAUUACCGAUAUAACAUCGUUGACAAUAUCGAUUGUGCUUGUGUUAAUUUGUGAUCUUAUUGGUAUUAAAUUCUGAGAUAUGAGGUCUCACUCACGGGCGUUGAAUGUAGUGGCUUUGUGGGUGCUCAUUGCCCUUCUGCCACCUAUAGGCACCCAGUACUUCGAUCCUGUAUCGUCUAUACUAAACUUUGUUAACGAAGGUACCCAAAAUCUUGACAAUGAACCGCCUGAUCAAGCUACCCUUCUCUCAGAGUAUGAUUUCAUAGUUGUCGGUGCUGGAACGGCAGGAUGUGUAAUCGCGAACAGAUUGACGGAAAUACCCAAAUGGAAAGUUUUACUCGUCGAAGCUGGCGUGAACGAAAACUUCGUCAUGGAUAUUCCUCUCGUUGCAAACUAUUUACAAUUUACAGCCGCAAAUUGGAAAUACAAAACUAAGCCUUCUAGUCGAUACUGCGCUGGUUUUGAGAACCAACAAUGUAACUGGCCACGUGGAAAAGUGGUUGGUGGCUCCAGCGUUUUAAAUUAUAUGAUUUAUACAAGAGGAAUGAAAUCCGACUACGAUAGCUGGGAGAUGAUGGGUAAUAAAGGUUGGGGAUGGGACGAAGUACUGCCUUAUUUCAAAAAAAUUGAAAGAUUCGGUAUUCCAAAAUUUGAUAACGCAUCAUAUCAUGGAUACAACGGCUACCUUAGUGUAGAACAUGCGCCUUAUCGUACGGCAAAGUCCAAGGCAUGGGUAAAAGCAGCACAACAAUUAGGCUUCAAGUACGGCGAUCACAAUGGCCCUAAUCCUUCAGGUGUUUCCUAUUUACAAUUAUCAAUGCAAAACGGAACCAGACAUAGUUCAAGCAGAGCUUAUUUACAUCCAAUACAUAAAAGAAAUAAUCUUUAUUUAAGCAAAGGUAGUAUGGUCACCAAACUUCUAUUUGAUGACACUAAAACGAAAGUAAUAGGCGUAGAGUUAGAAAAACACAAUAUAAAGUAUAAAAUAUUGGCCAGUAAGGAAGUUAUCGUAACUGCGGGUGCUAUUAACUCUCCACAGCUUUUGAUGCUAUCUGGAAUUGGACCUAAAGACCAUUUGGAAUCAAUGAAAAUACCAGUUAUCAAAGACUUACCCGUGGGCUAUAAUUUAAUGGAUCAUAUUGCUGCAGGAGGUUUACAAUUUACAGUAAAUCAGCAAAGUACGCCAGUGAAUACUAUGUACAUUCUUAACCAUUUGGAAAUAGUAUUCAAAUGGAUGAGAACACACAAGGGGCCGUUAUCACUGCCUGGAGGUUGUGAGGCGUUAGUUUUUAUGGAUUUGAAAGAUAAAUUCAAUACAUCAAGUUGGCCAGAUUUUGAAUUACUGUUUAUUGGUGUCGGUUUGAACUCCGAUCCAAUGGCAUCACGUAAUUUUGGAUUCGACGAUCAGAUUUAUGCAGACACAUAUGGUCCAUUACAAAACACAGAAACAUUUAUGAUCUUUCCAAUGUUAAUGCGGCCAAAAUCUAAAGGAAGGAUUUUAUUACAAAGUAGAAAUCCUAAAGUACACCCAACUAUAAUUCCGAAUUAUUUUGAAUAUAAAGAAGAUCUACUAAAAAUUGUGGAGGGAAUUAAAGUGGCAAUCGAUAUAGCGAGACAACCAGCCUUAAGAAAAAUUGGUACAAAGCUAUACGACGUUCCCAUUGAAGAGUGUCUCAAACAAGGACCGUUCGGUAGUGAUGAGUAUUUCGCGUGCCAUGCUCAAAUGUUUACUUUUACGAUUUACCACCAGAGUGGCACUUGUAAAAUGGGUGAUAAGAAUGAUCCAUCAGCUGUUGUAAACGAAAGACUAAAAGUUCAUGGUAUAGAGAAGCUAAGAGUAAUCGAUGCUAGCAUUAUGCCAGAAAUUGUAUCAAGCCAUACAAAUGCCCCAGUGUUAAUGAUAGCUGAAAAGGGUGCAGACAUGAUAAAACAAGACUGGGGGAUGUUAUAAUUAGAAUUUAAGAAAAUGAAACUAUUCAAUCUGUGAUGUUAAAUAGGUGUUAUAUGUAAUUAAAUUAAUAUUAGAAUUUUUACUAUUUAUUAACUAAUUUACAAAUAGAUACGUAUUUGUUAAUUCUUUU
Achroia grisella is the source of this 2111-nucleotide messenger RNA. RefSeq names its product glucose dehydrogenase [FAD, quinone]-like. The transcript is spliced from 2 exons. Gene Ontology annotation, molecular function: flavin adenine dinucleotide binding; oxidoreductase activity, acting on CH-OH group of donors. NCBI's taxonomy places the organism in Eukaryota, Metazoa, Arthropoda, Insecta, Lepidoptera, Pyralidae. The coding region runs from base 110 to 1981 and encodes 623 amino acids. The record is from RefSeq and is a predicted model, not a curated record.